GCGGCUGCUGUGAGGCUGCUUGUCCCUCGGUGUGCAUGUGCUGUGUGUGUGUGCUGUGUGCCUGCAUUCAUGUUUCUGCCUAUUGAUCAUCUAUCCAAAGCUGGCUCAGAGCACCUUUCAAGAAAAUACAGAGUCGGAGAGAUGGCUCAGUGGCUAAGAGCACGGGUUGCUUUCCCAGAGCACCUGGGUUCAAUUCCUAGCACCCGCAUAGCAGCUCAACUGUCUGUAACUCCCGUUUCAGGGGACCUGACACAGCCAUACAUGCAGGCUAAACACCAAUGCACAUAAAAGAAAAGUAAGUGAAUCAUUUAAAUGAAAUAAAAUAAAUCUACUAAAAAGAGAAUAGUGUUCAAGGCUAGAAGCAGCUCUCCCCAGGUUAACAAGUACUUGCUUGUAGGAGCCUGACCAUGGAGAACUGGCCCCCGAGUGUUGUCCUCUGACCACACACCCCCCAGUAACAGAAAGAAAAAUUAAAAAUAAUUACUAUGGAGGGACUGGGGAAGGGGCUGUCGGCAUCAUGUCCAGCUGCAAAGGUGGCAAAAAGAAGCCCCUGAGACAGCCGGAGGAGCAGGCCAAGGAGAUGGAUGAGAAGGCGUUCAAGCAGAAACAGGAAGAAGAGCUAAAGGCCAAGGCCGCAGGGCAGGGGUCCCUGGCCACAGGUGGAAUUAAGAAAUCUGGCAAAAAGUAA
This is a messenger RNA of Meriones unguiculatus (Mongolian gerbil), 688 nucleotides long. RefSeq names its product translation machinery-associated protein 7-like. The coding region runs from base 518 to 688 and encodes 56 amino acids. Lineage: Eukaryota; Metazoa; Chordata; Mammalia; Rodentia; Muridae. The record is from RefSeq and is a predicted model, not a curated record. The transcript has a single exon.